Messenger RNA from Biomphalaria glabrata, 1605 nucleotides. Its product is annotated as beta-1,3-galactosyltransferase 5-like. The record is from RefSeq and is a predicted model, not a curated record. Gene Ontology annotation, molecular function: hexosyltransferase activity. The coding region runs from base 168 to 1304 and encodes 378 amino acids. The transcript is spliced from 2 exons. Gene Ontology annotation, cellular component: membrane. Lineage: Eukaryota; Metazoa; Mollusca; Gastropoda; Planorbidae.
AAUUAUGAGACAGUGGUACGGCAAUGUCAAUAAUGGUAGCGGCGUUUUCUUUUUUAUCGAUGAGCAGCAAAUCAGGGCGAUUAAAAUCAGUCAAAAUAGGCCUAUUCCAGUACAGUAGAUGAUCCGUAGAUUCGAGAACCUCUUGUGGGUUGAAAUCUGGAUUACAUAUGUGGAAAACCACCACUGUGGUCGUGGUCCUGGCUGUUAUAACGUUGUUGACGAACAUCAUCAUGUACAACGUGUCCAAUCUGAUCAUCAUCUCUAGCUCCGAAAGGUCCCAAAUGAUUCUCAUCGCUGACUUUGGGGACAACAAUAAAAAUAACGUUGCACAAACUACGCACAAAUAUUCAACGGACCAAGACAGUGUCGACUCAGCCAAGGUUCCUGUAUUUCACAGAGCUGGAUCAGACUAUCCUAGCCCAAGUAAUGAUUCCAACUUAGCGUCCGCAGACCUUAUACAGAUUCUCGUGAAUGGUUCCAGCAGCCAAGACGACCAGUAUGUUAUCACACCCGAGCAGCGUUGUUUGGACGUAGAGCUGGUCAUGUGUGUCAUGUCCAGCAGAGACAACUUCGUCCAGAGGCAGGCCAUACGGCAGACGUGGGGCAGCUAUGCCAAAGACAAGGGAAACAGUGCCAGACUUUUCUUUUUCCUCGGCUCGGAAGACCCCUCCACUGAGCCGUUUGAAUCGACGCAGUCACUUGUUGAGAAUGAGGCCAAAAUAUUCGGCGACGUUCUCCAGGCGAACUUCGUAGACAACUACCGAAACUUAACGCUGAAGUCUAUCUCAAUUCUGCAAUGGGUCAGCCAGCGUUGUCGAGGGAGCAGAUUUCUCCUCAAGUCUGACGAUGAUGUCUACGUCAAUGUUCCGUUUUUAGUCACAACUUUAAAGGAUAUGCAAAAGUUGGAAGAAUUGAAAAGCAUUUUUCUGACAGGGUUUGUCUACAGUUCUGCUAGUCCGAUAAGGGAUGGUACUUCAAAGUGGUACACACCUUACGACUUGUACAAGGAAAGUGAAUAUCCCAUGUACGUCUCCGGGACAGCGUACGCCAUGACCGUCGAUGCGGCAAUGCAGUUGUUCAAGGCCUCUAACGAGGUUCCGUUUUUCUGGCUUGAAGACGUGUUUAUAACGGGUCUUUGUGCCAAAAAGGCUGGUGUCAGAAUCGUCAACUCUAGGCUAUUUGUGUACUACAGGCUUGAACCUAAAGGGUGCUCCAUCAAGUCAGUGAUAUCAGGCCACAAGUACACGAGCUCAGAGUUAGCGAAGAUACACAACGAGUUAAAUGACUACUCAGCGAUUUGUUGAUUUAAAAGUAUUGAUCUGUUGAAAUCAGACUUUAUUUAUAAUGAUACUCAUCUGUGCUUCCCAGGAGGGGUAAUAAGACUAGAUCCAUUUGUAAUUACUAUGUAGUCUCCUAUAUAAAACAAUUCUAAAGAGUAUUAAAUAAUGUUACACAAUAGUUACUUCUAGCUAAUUACAUAUUUUAACUGAACAACUAAAUAUAGUGUUAAAACCUAAUGCGAUGUAUUCGAUUAUUACAUACUUAUUAGUUUACCAAGACUUUUCAUAAUAUAUAUGGGUUUUAAUAACACACAAAAGAUUUUUU